AAUGGUGCAAAUCUUGCUGCCCGAAGCACUCUAUGUCGUGACGACAUCAGCGCCCUGGGCGACCAUCGCUUCACAUCGUUACUGGAGCCUUGAGCUCGAGUUGCGGGUGGACGAUACGCGCCUGCCGCUGCGCAACGUUGAGUCCGACACGGCGGUGCAACAUCUCUCUGGCAGUCUCCUUGUGACGUCGAUUCUGCCCGUCGACGGAAGCGAUUUCCACGCCGUCGCCGUCGGCAACCAGCUCGUGGCGGUCAACGGCGUUGAGCUCGACGGACUCGACGUUCUCGAAAUGCAUUUGCUAUUGCGUGCUGCGACUGACACUGCGCCGACGCACCUCCUUUUCCUCCGACACGACUAUGCCGAUGCCAACGUAGCACUGCACCUCGUGCGACCACCGCUGUCGUCGCCGUUUGAGCUUACUACCUUCACCCACAACGACGUGACGUGGUACUUUUCGCCGUCGUAUACUCUCUAUGCCGACGAUGGACACCCCAAAGCUGUGGCGUACACGUCCCGCGCGUGGCAACUGUGGCGCGAGACGCAGACGCGGCUGCGCACCUCACUGUAUUCAUGGGACGAGAUUGUCAUGGCGCUGGAAGACAAAAUAUGGCAACACUUCUGCGCGCUUCUCUUGGACGAGUCCCUCUGGCCAGAAAUGAAGAUUCCAUAUAUCGCGCACCUCAAUCUAAACAGUGACGCACGAGACGCGUUGUACUGCGAGCACUUUACGACGUCGAGCGCGCAGACCUGGGGUCUCGAGCUCGCAGCACAAGCGCCCUAUGCACUGACAACCACGCCGCUCUCCUCUACGUCCAAAGGCAUUGUUGUCGUGACCAAAGUACCACAUGCGCAAGACCGUCAACUUGCUGUCAUGGUCGGAGACAUCCUCGUCGCCAUCAACCAUACUUUUCUGACGACAGCGAUUCCGUCGGCUCUCAAAAAGCUCAAGCGGGUGGCGUCCCACGCAUCGCCCUUGCGCCCAGCCUCGCUCCUCUUUCUCCGAUAUGAGCAUUUUGGAAUCGCUCGACAUUUGACGCCGGCCACGGCCUUGUCACCAUCUCAGAUGACGACGUCGGACCUUCUCUCGAGUCUGUACCCGCCGGCGCUCGAUAUGGCCAUCGCAAAGCGGCUACCUCUGCAGGUAGACGCACUGCAGUGGCUCUUCUCGCAAGCCAAUGCCUUUACUACGCACUGCAUCCAAAAUCAACUUUGGUACGCGCACCGUACAUCCAAGCGCGUCUUUGCCGAACACCCCCUACGCAUCGUCUUGUACCCGGUCGUUGAAGCCGCCCGUCGGCGACUGCUGUGGACGGUGCGGUGGGUCGAGUGGCGGUGGCAGCGACGCUUGCGACUUCUCGCUGCUGUCGAUGCCAUGCAAAACCGCGUCGUCUGUGGCCUCUUGGAGGCCGCCAUCGACGUGUGCAUCCAACGCAUUUAUGCACCGGUCGUCAUCGACUAUACACGACAAGUUGUCGACAGCGCGAUCACCAGCGUUCUCGACGACCUUGUCCAAGACGAGGAGCAGAUUUUUGUGUCGAGCCUUCGUCGCUUUCGUCGCUACAACGGUGGCAUUGAGAACGAGCCCGCGCUGGCCCUCGAGGCUACGACGGACCGCCGCGAUACCGAGAUGUCGACUUCCAUUCGGCCGCCAACGCCCCUGGACGCGCCGAGGAUCGAACCAGUGGUCACCAUGGUGCUACUGACGAGCGCAAGCUUUACCGAGUCCAAUGCCAUGCCCGAGGGGCCGGCGGCACCGUCUGACAAUGUUUACCGAGAGAGCCAGUGGGUCGAGAUCUCGGAUGCUGCAAUGCCACUGGACAAGCUCCCAGUCCGCGCGUGGAACGACGGCCACGCCAGAGCCAAGAAAAAACUGCCUCGACGCAAGCCUACUCUGCGGCAGAUCACGGCGGCGACGCGUAUCCAAGCGUGCUUUCGAGGGUUCUACUGCCGCAUAACGUAUCGCAUCAAGCGCGACAAACUCCGGCGACGGGCCGAGGCGCGGACACGGCUGGGUGCGCUCUCUCCAUUCCUCAACGAGCGUUCCGACCGAUUUCCUCGCCUACCAACGCGCACCGUCCAGGGCGGACGGACCCAACCGGCACCACCAUACGACGAACAGGAGUCUGAGAUGAGCUUGUUGCGCACGCAGUUGACGGACCGCGAGGAGGAGAUCAUGGAAGAUCUAAAGGCACUCAACCACGCUCUCGAGUCGCGGCGCAAGGUGCACGUGGCCCCGCGUCUUCCACUUCUCUCCAAGACAACUUCGUUUGGCUCAAAAUGA
Messenger RNA from Saprolegnia diclina VS20, 2281 nucleotides. RefSeq lists its product as hypothetical. Gene Ontology annotation, molecular function: protein binding. NCBI's taxonomy places the organism in Eukaryota, Oomycota, Saprolegniomycetes, Saprolegniales, Saprolegniaceae. The annotation marks the transcript as partial. The record is from RefSeq and is a predicted model, not a curated record. The transcript is spliced from 13 exons.